GCCGCGCUUUUUAUUGCACGUCAAUGGCACGUCAAUGUUAUUUGUCCAUCAUCGGCUCGUUUUAGGUCUCCUCGGUGCUUUGCAACGAACGCCUGGUAGUUUUCGUAAGGAAGCGCUCCCGUGUGUGUUUGGAGGGGAUAGAAACCCAGAGAAUCAGUGGAAAUUGGCUAGGUGUUCGACAAGCAAAUUUGAGCAAACUCGCCGAACCCCUUGCCGGUAUCCUCUGAUUCUCGGAGUUUCUAUUUUCGCUCGAAACACUCGGGAACGCUUGCUACGCAGGCUACUAGUACGAUUACGGAUUGGUUUAGUUCCUUUGCUGUUCAAUAUUGUAUUUUUCACACUUCGUCUUACUAUGCAACGAUUAAUACAUUCCUUGCGGUUAAUACUGUACUUGGGCGCCAAAUUCGUAUUCGGAGACCAUGCAUUGCUGCGCUCGACCAGAAGAGGCAGAAGCGAGGGAGGGAUGAUGAUGGCGGACCCGUGUGCUGCUCACGAAGUGACCGGGCCAUCUCUUCCCCCCCAAAAGCGAUGGUACGUGGCCAACAAAGACGUAUGUGGUUGCCGGUCAAUUGACUUCGCCAGAAACGAAUUAUUCUAAAUUUUUCCCGACGAGAUUCGCAGCAUCGAGACCGAUCAGAUACAAUCUACGGAGUCGGAGCUCGUCAACAAACAGCCGAAAACAUACGUCACAACCAUGUUUGGUCUCUGCGCCUGGUUGUUGCGGCAAAGAGAUUUAUCUAAAGUUGAUUUUUUAUCAACAAAGAAGUUUGAAGAAGUAAUUUCUGCUAUAAAUGCGGUGGAUAGCAAAAGAGUCGAUUUUGGCGGGACAAAUAAGCAAGAUGGCGCCAAAAACAAAACUGGCGGGAAAGACGGACAUCAAAUGCUCUUCUCUACUCGCAGGAAGCCAUCCAGCCCUAAUUCUUCAACAUUAUCAUUUUGUUCUACUCCAAAGUCGCGUAUGAUGAGAUGCAAAACAAGGUAAAGGAACUGGAGCAAUUCACCACCCAGUCCCCACCCGACAUGAAGAGGCUGCAACUCGUGCUGCAGGGCAGCGUCAGUAUACAGGUUAACGCUGGGCCUCAAGCGUACGCCCAAGCCUUCCUGGACAAGACUGUGUGUCACAAGCAUCCAGGCAAACACAUCGAGCGGCUACAGAAUGUGUACAGGGAAUUCCUGAAGUUCUGCGGUAAAGCGCUAGAGAUCAAUAACCAGUUGAUUAAAGAAGACCAGCGUAUGUACCAGGACGAUAUGAAGGAGAAAUAUGGACUGCUGAGAACAGAGCUAGCGAAGUACAUGGACGAGGAGUAUGCUCAAGCAAGGUAACAGUACCACCUCUCUCGGCCUUACCAUGAGAUGAUAGAACACGGGGACAUGCGCAAGAUGGUCAACACCGCUGAUCGGUGACUUGAUACUCGCUGGCGCCGCUGGUCUCUUCUAUGUACCGCCCCACGUUAAACAUGACACCGAGCCGUCAGAGAGCUCGUGACCGUCACCAAUACCAGGAACGAUCAAUCGAUCAAAGAUUCCUUUUCCAGGCACUUGGUACAUGACCUUUUCAGACCGAAAAAACGUUUUACCUGAUUUUAUUCCCUGUCACUGGUGAAAAAAGGCAACACCGCGUCUAUUUAACACUAGUGUGUAGACUUUGAACGGUGGUCGUGACACAGUUUAAAGGGUAUGCCCUUCACAGAAAUAUUGAGUUGUUGUUUUCGAGAGUAGAAGGUCUAAACAGUGCAAUAAAGCAUUCAUUUUGAACGGCUGAUAUGACAAAGCUAUUGAGCUAUUCGAUUGAGUUUGGUAAAUGUUUUUUUUUAUUCUUUUUAGUUUACUUGAUCUGUCUUCCAAUAAUGAAUUUAAACAACAACAAAGGCGUGAGUGACGACCCUAUAUACGGCUAUACUAUAGCCCAUAGGCUGAUUAGUAUUGUGCGAAGUCGUUUUUUUAUAAAACGAUGCGCGUUUCAACUAAAGCAAAAGGAGCGUCUGGUUUUGAGAGCAAGAUUCCUAGAGAGAAGGUCAAUGUUCGUGUGAAGUGUUCACUUUCGACACACCAUUUUAGAUCAACGCACUUCAAAGUUUCAAAGCUAUGAUCCUUUAUUCUAUUUCGCUUCAAGUGUGAAUAGAAAGCGCUGACACAGUACAGAUUUGUUCGAGUCACAUCACCGUUCAAACACUCUGGGCAUUGAUAGAAAAUAUCGCUGUAUUUAGGUAAACAAAUAGAAAUAAAUACCGUAUGGGAUAGGGUGGGUCCAUAUACGGUUCAUUUCGUUAAUGCCGAAUUGAAUAAUUCAAAUGCAACUGAUUCUGCUAUGUACGCGUCGUUGCGUUGGAAGUAAGCGCAUUUGAAAGGGUAAAUAAUUGAAUGGCAAAUUUUGCGCCACAAUUUUUAGAGGCAGACUCUAAUGUUUUUCAAUAGCAAUAUAGAAAUGUUAAUUAGGAAUAAAUGUUGUAAUUGCAACUUUUUUUCUAUUUUGUUAAUAUCAAAGGAAGUAUUUUUUGUAAAGUUCAUCAUAUCGAAAUAAAUGUAAAGAGUUGUUGUCUGCUAAAA
Messenger RNA from Nematostella vectensis (starlet sea anemone), 2547 nucleotides. Its product is annotated as dedicator of cytokinesis protein 9-like. The record is from RefSeq and is a predicted model, not a curated record. The transcript is spliced from 5 exons. Bases 967 to 1323 code for a protein of 118 amino acids. Gene Ontology annotation, biological process: positive regulation of GTPase activity; small GTPase-mediated signal transduction. Lineage: Eukaryota; Metazoa; Cnidaria; Anthozoa; Actiniaria; Edwardsiidae. Gene Ontology annotation, molecular function: guanyl-nucleotide exchange factor activity.